Molecule: messenger RNA, 777 nt
Organism: Chenopodium quinoa (quinoa)
Lineage: Eukaryota; Viridiplantae; Streptophyta; Magnoliopsida; Caryophyllales; Amaranthaceae
Product: cylicin-2-like
Exons: 10
Coding region: 1-777 (258 amino acids)
Source: RefSeq, a predicted model, not a curated record
AUGAACAUGCAAGAUGAAACUGCAAAAUCAGAGCAAGAUGUAUCUAAAGAUGAACAAAGUGAGAACAUCUCUGCUACUCAUGCAACAACUGAGAGUGUGUCUGCUACACAUAACACAACUGACAAAGAGAGUAGGGAUCAAAGUGAAAAGAAUGUGGAGCAAAAACAGGAUACAAUUUUACCUGAAAAGGAUAAACAUGAUGUUGACCAAAGUAAGCAAAAACAUGUUCAGCCAGAAGGGAAAAGCAAUCUAGAAAAGAAUACUCCUGAAAAAAAGGACAAAAAUGAAGUUGAUCAGAGUGAAAAGAAUGUGGAGCAAAAACAGGAUACAAUUGUACCUGAAAAGGACAAAAAUGAAGUAGAUCAAAGUAUCAUACAUUUACAUGAAGUACAAAGAAUCGACAAUCAGAAUUAUGAAAAUUCUCAAAAGAAUGGAAAAGGUGAAGCAAAACAGAAAGAAAAAGGGUCAGUAGAAGAGAAAACUGUGGAAACUGAGCUGAAAGAAGGACAAGAGGGGGAAAAAGGGACUGAAAAAGAGAAAAGCCUUAAAGAGAAAACUGUGGAAGAUGUCUUUCCAGAGACAACAAAUCAGAAAGAAGGACAGGAAGGAAAAAAAGGGACUGAAAAAGAGAAAAGCCCUAAAGAGAAAACUGUGGAAGAUAUCUUUCCAAAGACAACAAAUCUGAAAGAAGAACAAGAGGGAAAAAAGGGCCUGAAAAAGGAAAAAGCCCUAAAGAGAAAAUUGUGGAAGAUGUCUUUCCAAAGACAACAAAUCUGA